AUGAAGCUGCUUCUUUCAACCUCCCUGUCGGCUUUUGUGGCCACGGCUCUAGCCUCGCCCUCGGUCAACACUGAAGCAGGCACUGUCAAGGGUGCAAAGUGCAGUGGUGGACAAGAUGCAGUCUUCUAUAAGGGAAUUCCGUUUGCCGAACCUCCUGUCGGAAAAUUGCGAUUUGAACCUCCCAGGGCCUACAGCGGAAAAUAUUCUGACGGGGUGCUCAAUGCCACUGCCCCGGCUCCAUCCUGCAUUCAGUUUGGAGAUCAGACUGUGCCAUCUGGAGCCAAAUCCGAAGACUGCCUCUACUUGGAUGUCUGGGUUCCAUCUGGCGCGACCAAAGACUCCAAACUUCCUGUUAAGGUCUGGAUCUUUGGAGGAUCCGACGCGAUGGGCGGCAUUGAAUAUCCUCUGUAUGAUGGCUGUAACCUGGCUGAGAAAGACCAGAUUGUGGUGUCACUGAACUACCGACUUGGACCUCUCGGUUUCUUGAAACUAGAUGGCGCCGGAUACAAUGGUAACCAAGGAAUUCAGGAUCUUAUUCUUGGAUUUGAGUGGGUCCAGCAAAGCAUUUCUGCCUUUGGCGGCGACCCCAAAAAGGUCCUCGCAUUCGGACAAUCAGCUGGUGCCACAGAUGUAUACACUCUUGCCACUCUUGAUCAAGCACCAUCUCUGUUCAACAGCGCUAUCGUUGAAUCGAUCGCUCUUCCCCAACUGACAAACACAGCAAUCGCCCAAAAGGUCGGAGUUUCGUAUGCGAAGCAGCUUAAAUGCGGUGCCAGUGAUAAAUCCUGUCUACUUUCCAAGUCCCCAGCCGAGCUUCAAAAGGCAUUCUAUGCCGAUUCAUACAUCCACACGGGCCUCGGGCAACUUGAUGGAAUUGGUAGUUCCAAUGCCCUGAGUCCCGAGUUUUGGCCAAUUGUGGAUGGCAAGGUCGUCAAAGAGAAUCCGCUGACUCGCGGUGCACAAGUCCCAACGGUCUUCGGUUUCAACCAACAAGAGAGCACUUUGAACGUCAUCGGAAGGUAUUCGUCUCUAGAGCUCGUUGGGAACCUCACGGCGACUGAUUAUAAGAACUUCCUCCGAGGAGACUUCGGCUCCGCAGCUUCAACGGUCGAGAAAUACUACGCUCUAUCCGAGUACGAGGCCGCUGUCAAGAAACAAGGAUUGUCAUCGGGAGCCGGUGUCUUUGAGGCCAUUUCCCAUGUUCUCACGGAUGUGCAUUUCAAAUGCCCAACGUACCAGAGUGCAGUUAGCACCGCGCGCAACGGCCACACAACAUGGGCCUAUGAAUUCACCCACAACAAUACCUGUGCCUGGUUGGAUACGCUAACCCUCAUCGCUGACAACCUCGAAUUCCUUGGAGCCGCGCACACUGCCGAAAUUCCAUAUGUCUUCAGCAACUUGGAUUUCAGCUACCCAAAAGCGAACUACACCUGCAGUGGUACCCAGGAUGAGCGGAAAUUGAGCGAUGAAAUGAUCAGCUUGUGGACUGCGAUGACGGAGAACGGCAAGCCAUCCACCGACGCUAUUGAAUGGCCGGAAUUCAAGAUCACAUCAACGGGCGCGAAAACCCCGGGAAUGAUCUUCGGUAACUCGAGUAAGGGUGGCGAGAUUGAUUUCUCCAUCUGUCAAUUGUGGGCCAAGGUCGGCGCCAUGCUGGAUGCAGGAAACAUCACGGCCGCGGCAACAUCAAGCUCAAGUAGCAGGGGAAAGCCUACCGGCUCUUCAGCUACGGCUUCACCGACCAGUUCUGUGUCCUUCAAUGGCGGAGUUAAUAUUUCGCCUUCACUUGGAGGUUCGAUCUUCUUCGGUGCUGUGCUCAUGGGAGCAACUAUGCUGUUCUAA
Messenger RNA from Penicillium salamii, 1842 nucleotides. NCBI's taxonomy places the organism in Eukaryota, Fungi, Ascomycota, Eurotiomycetes, Eurotiales, Aspergillaceae. The record is from the annotation of a GenBank genome assembly.